Molecule: messenger RNA, 2266 nt
Organism: Nanorana parkeri
Lineage: Eukaryota; Metazoa; Chordata; Amphibia; Anura; Dicroglossidae
Gene: FHIP2A
Product: family with sequence similarity 160 member B1
Exons: 14
Coding region: 1-1956 (651 amino acids)
Source: RefSeq, a predicted model, not a curated record
AUGGCAGAUCAGAAGUUCUCGUCUUGUACUUUUAAGUUGAUCCGUCUGUGCGGAGAGGUUUUGGCCAACCCGACGGAGAAUGAAGAGAUCCAGUUCCUGGGUAUCGUGUGCUCCAAAUUAAAACAAGACCCGUACCUGGUCAACUUCUUCCUGGAGAAUAAGACGAAGCCCCUUCCAACAGUCGGAUCCUCAAACAGCCUCGGAGGACUUGUUGCGGGCAGCCCAGGGAAAGUACCUGCCAAUGACACAGGCCAGUCUCCGCUGCAGCCCAGCGAUGGGGUCGAGGCCAAUGGGUCUGUACCAGCAGCUCCCCCUAGUGGUAGUAUUACAGAUGACGGGGCUGAAGGUGGAGUCGUCGCUGCUGCUCCCCCUUGUGGAAGUUCUACAGAUGACGGGGCUGAAAGAGGAGUAUCUGCCAAUUAUGUGCAGCAGGACUACAACCUGGUGAAUUCCUUACUCAACCUGACCAAGAGCCCGGACGGCCGGGUUGCGGUGAAAGCCUGCGAGGGCCUCAUGUUAUUAGUCAGUCUUCCAGAGGCGGCUGCCGCCAAGUGCCUUACGCAGAACACCAGUUUAUGUGAGCUGCUCACCGACCGGCUGACCUCCCUGUACCGCGCUCUGCCGCAGUCCAUCGACCCGCUGGACAUCGAGACCGUGGAGGGGAUCAACUGGGGGCUGGACUCGUAUAAUGUUAAGGAAGACGCUUCAGCGUUCCCAGGGAAGAGAGCGCUCAUCUCCUUCUUAUCCUGGUUCGAUUAUUGUGACCAGCUGAUUAAAGAAGCUCAGAGGAUGGCGGCUGCCACAAUGGCCAGGUCAGUGCGGGAGAGGUUCCUGGUCGGUGUGAUAGGACCGCAGUUGAUGCAGACGUCGGAGAUCGGCAUCCUAACGGGCACGUCGCUCCUGCAUAGGAUUGUGCGGCAAGUCACAUCCGACGCCCUCCUACAACAGAUCGUCUAUUUCCUGCUGGGCGAGGAGCGGGAUCCCGAGACGCUGAGCGCGGUCCAAAAAAUUCCGCUCCGCCAUCGUCUGAUAGAACACUGCAACCACAUCUCCGAUGAGAUCAGUAUUAUGACGCUUCGGCUGUUCGAGCACCUUCUGCAGAAACCCAACGAGCACAUCCUCUAUAACCUGGUCCUCCGGAAUCUGGAGGAAAGGAACUACACAGAGUACAAGCCGCCGUGUCCGGAGGACAAGGACAUCGUGGAGAACGGGCAGAUCGCCGGAGCUGUAGAUUUGGAAGAAGACCCGAUUUUCACCGAUAUGUCCCCCGAAAAUACGCUAUCCAAAGAGUGGCUAAGCUCCUCCCCUCCCAUCACCCCGGACCACCAGAGGAAUGAUGGGAAGACAGAGGUGCACAAGAUCGUCAAUAGUUUUCUCUGCCUGGUCCCUGAUGAAGCCAAGUCCUCGUACUACGUGGAGGGCACCGGCUAUGACACUUACCUCCGGGAUGCCCACAGACAGUUCCGGGAUUACUGUGCAAUCUGCCUGCGCUGGGACUGGCCCGGCACGGCGAAGGCCAUCGAGAAGUGCAAUUUAGAGGCUCCAUUCUUCGAGGGGCAUUUCCUGAAAGUCUUGUUUGACAGAAUGGGCAGGAUACUGGACCAGCCCUACGAUGUGAAUUUACAGGUUACUUCAGUGUUGUCCAAACUGUCCCUCUUCCCUCACCCCCACAUCCACGAGUUCCUGCUGGACCCCUACGUCAACAUGGCCCCCGGGUGCCGAUCCCUCUUCUCCGUCAUUGUCAGGGUGGUGGGAGAUCUGAUGGUGAGAAUCCAGCGGAUCCCGGACUUCACACCAAAGCUUCUGCUUGUAAGGAAGAGGUUGCUGGGGUUAGAGCCGGACGGACCGAUAGUUGACCACAUGACCCUCUUAGAAGGAGUGAUUGUCCUGGAGGAGUUCUGUAAGGAACUAGCCGCCAUCGCCUUCGUCAAGUUUCACAGCUCUUCCACCCCUUGAUGUCAUCGCCGCCCUCUGAUGACGUCACACCUACGAGACCAAAUCUGUUUUUUUAUUUGUUUUUAAUCGUUGUGGAAGGACCUCAAUCAUGGAAAGAAGGGAAUAUUGACGAAAGUCUGUAGAGGUGCCCGGCGCUCGGUCGCGGCUCUCGCCUCCUCCCACGAGGGCCCGACAACCCGUGACUAAGGGCGGAGCCGCCCCUCGUUAUGCAGGAGACACUUCACCGAUCAUCUCUUCCGUUACAUUCGAGUGUUUUACAGAACUUUUUAUCGUUGCCGCGGAUACUCCUCCGUCUGUCCGACGCACAUGG